Messenger RNA from Prorocentrum cordatum, 1969 nucleotides. Lineage: Eukaryota; Dinophyceae; Prorocentrales; Prorocentraceae. The record is from the annotation of a GenBank genome assembly.
AGCUCUUCGAUGCCCAUGACGUGUGCGAGCAACCGAUCCUUCAACCGGUUUCUAGCGCCCCAAGCGGUCCCAACCCAGGCUUCCCGACAUGGCUCUCUCCAGGUGCCCCACGCGCGCCGAGCUCUCCGCCACCUCCGAGACGGAGAACGCCGAGCUCAUCAAACUGCUCAAGAAGCAUAUCGAGCAACAGAAUAAGCAGAUCGAGCAGCAUAACGAAAUCAUCGAGCUCAUCAAGCACGUCGCCGAAGAAGCGAGCAUCGCGGAGAUGCGCCAGUGCCAGCUAAGAGGCGAGGCGCCGGACGCUUCGAGGAUGAAGAGCAACUACCUCCGAGGCCAGUCCGCGUGGUGGUCGAGAAACGCUCAAACGACCAUCCUCGAGAGACUCUAUGAGAAAGAAAGCGCCGAAAGCAUCGAUCGCUCAGGAAUCGCCUUCGAGAAAAACGAGGAUGAGCGAGCUCGCCGUCGCCAUUUUCUCGCGCACCUGCCCCGAGGAGCCCAUCGAGGCCCCCGGCGUCGACGACGAGCACUGCGCAACUGGCGUGCUCUUCGGGGCGGUCGCGGGGCGGGACUCGCUGGACGCGCUCCCAGGCGACCCGGGGCAGUUGCUGGUCGCGGGCCGUUGGCGGCCAGUGGCCUUCCGCCACCGCCUGCAUGGGCGGCCUGCGGCCCCGCCACCAAGCGGGGGCGCUGGCGCCGAUCGCGUCGCCGGCCCCCGUGGAGCUGCCCCCGCGGCGACGGCGCCGCCGAUGCCGUGCGGGCGCCGACAAGUGGAGGGGCUGCGCGUUCAUGGAGCCGUUCGCCGGGCGCGGCCGUUUCGCCCAGCGCGUUCGGGACGUGGGUCAUGGUCUGGACAUCGCCCGCGCGGCGGCUGGGGAUCACCUCGGCUCCACCUUCUAGUCGGUGGCGCGGGGUGGCUGCUGGCUAAAGCCAUCGUGUGCCUGUGGCUCGGCACACCCUGUACUUCAGGGUCGCAGGCGUUGAAGGGUCCGCCACGUCCCAUGCGUUGUCCCAAGGGCAACCUGGGCUAAGGCAGCCGCUCCUUCCAUUUGUCCUGCCGCCUUAUCCGGCUCUGCGUUCAAAUUGGCUGCCCCGUCUUUUUAAAGAACCUCGGGGCUCGCUCCUCUGGCGCGCUCCAGAAAUUGUUGAGUUGCUCUCCCAUGCGUCGUGCUCCGUGUUCAAGAUGGACAUGCGCCAGCGCCAUUUCGGCAAGGUUGUGUAAAUCGUGCUCCGGCAAAGGUGGCAUCUGCACGUCGUCUGGCCUGUUUCAUUUCAUUUUCCAAGGCUGAGACAAAGGUGCGCCAGCCGGCCGCGCAGAGCUCGCAGCGGUUUGCUCGCCUCCGUGUUCUCGCGCCGCCGCUUCAGCCAUGAUGCAUUCGGCGAAUGCUCUCAGAUAGUAAUGGAUGAUGAAUGCUGCUUUCAAUUUAUAUUGAGAGCGUCACGUAUGUGAUGCAUAACAUCUGUACACGCGCGCGUUGGUCGUACUCGGCCACCUGUCGUGGCCAGGUCUGCUCUGCGGGAUCCGGGUGGCUUCUGGCAGGGUCUUCGAAGGUGUGCGGCUCUCGAUAAGCUCUCAGGUGUACAGUUCCCGGUCUGCCGUGGCCUCGCCUGCCGCGCUCGUCCCCGUAGUAGAUAGGCAAUGUCCUGGCAUCUGGAGAGUGGUAGUUGCUGGUCCUUUUUGUAAGUGCGUGCUGCGUCUCACGGCGAGAGUGCCGCACUUGAUGGGCAUCCGUGGCCAUCUCGUUCAAGCUUCCCCUCCCGCUCCACCCUUGCCAUUUUUGUUGUUGUUCUCUCUCUCUCUCUCUCUUUCGUCCUCUCUCUCUCUCUCUCUCUCUCUUUCUUUCUAAAUUGUACGAUCUUGCCAUGAAGCUGUUGGCAUUGUCUUUGGAGGUGUGCGGCUCACACCGGGAUCAACUCUCAGGUGUAUAGUUCCCGGUCUGCCGUGGCCUCGCCCUGCCGCGCUCGUCCCCAU